Molecule: messenger RNA, 2259 nt
Organism: Drosophila rhopaloa
Lineage: Eukaryota; Metazoa; Arthropoda; Insecta; Diptera; Drosophilidae
Gene: sip2
Exons: 4
Coding region: 231-2177 (648 amino acids)
Source: RefSeq, a predicted model, not a curated record
UAUGAAGAACCUCAAAACGGGCACACUGACGUCAUUCGAAAUAAACGACUACCAAGGCGCGUCGAUCGCUGGCGUUGUGAAAAGUUAAAUCAAGCAUUUAUUUGAUUCUUUAAAAAAAUAAAGUGCGCUGUCGAAAAUACCGCCAUAAGUCUUGCCAUUGACUGGAGUCGUUCGCCCAGGAUACAUACGCACACAAACACGCUCUGCAGCCAUUGAGAGAGCACUGUAAUAUGUCUGGGCUUAAAAAAUUCCAAGACAACGAGGAAUGGCGUCAGAAACUACGUGCGUUUCUCAUGGCAGAUCGCUUGCCGAAAAAGCCAGUGAAGAUGGAUGAAUCGAAAGAUAUGCGCUAUAGUCUGGAGAUCGAUGAGGAUCUGAGGAGACCACUGGAAGCCAGGAAGAAAAAAAUUGAGGCUGCGAAUCUCACCAGCCACACAAGCAUCAAUCUCAGCGAGGAAACUAUGUACGAGGGCGUACCCUUGGGCAAUUUGGAUGAUGGCGAUGAUAGCUUUAGUGCCUUCGAACGAAUGUGCGACAAGACUGGAUCCGACCCGGAUAGCACUCUGUUCCAGUACCUGCACAGCGAGGACCGAAGUCAGGUGAUGUCAAAGGCCAAGGAUCGUAGUAACGAUGAUCAGAAGGAGAUUGAUGCACUGCGUCGCAUGCUCGAGGCAGUAGGCACCGAUGACGACCUGCUAGAAAACGAGAGUCCCGUCAAGGGAGUGGAGUGCACCCAGCUAGAGGAUGUAGAGGCGCCGUCGCGCUUCUGGGACAAUACUCUGGCCGCGAUCGAUGAGUGUGCGUCUGGGUCUAGCCCGGAACACAAAACCAAGGUCUCACCAGUCAAAAUGGUGGGUCUUCUCCGCCCCUCGACCAUCAUCGAGGACAAUGAACUGGAAUCGGAUGUAUCUUCACACAUAAGCUUCCAUAGCGCUCGCACCCUGAAGACAAACGCCUCCAGUUCUUACGAAACAGCCACGGAUAGUUCCCUCAGUGGAACGCUUCUUAACGUAGAUGAUCUGUUCUACGCGGCAAUUGCCAAGGCCAAACCACCAGGAAUGUCAAAGGGAGAGGAGUUAGAGCUUCUGAACGACCUUCACGGUAGUCUAAGGGAGUUGGCGUCGCUUUCAAAUGAGGAAACGGAGGAGCCAUUGGAUGUUUUAGAGGACACCAUAAUUGAGUUGUCCUCUUCGGAUGAUGAGGAGGUGCAGCUCGUUUCAGAAGUGAAACAGGAAGAUACCUCUACCGACUUGGGUAAUUCCACUGAAAAAGAGCAAGCUGAUGACAGCUUGGAAGACAAGGAAAACAUAGAGAAGUCCUUGCAUUUCAAUGACACUAUGGAGGAAAUGCAGUACAUGAUGCAAAAAGGCAUGGAGUAUAUGGCUGGUACAAUUCCAGCUGCCACUACCGUCAAAUCAAAAAGUCCAGUGCUACCCAAGCAAAACACGUUUGUGAUUUCACCCAAGCAAACGGUUAAAACGCCGGCUUUUUUGCAGCCAUCGUUACCGCUGCGCUCCUGCAACAAGUCACAUACAGUAGUAGCAUCGCCCAGUAAGGGUAAAAAACCGAAAAAUUUCGACCUUAACAUGGAGUGGACUAAGAAGAAGUUCUUUAGCGCAUCUUCGGGCAUUCCCCAGCGUCGCCAACAGCAAAUGAAAAUGCCGCCUUACGCCAACAUCGUCAGUCCCAUCCGUGCCUACACACAGAAGUCGGGCACUGCACCUCUGAUGAGAACAUUCCGGCCAACAAGUACUGACAUGUUGACUUCCUUGGCCAUCAGUGAGCUGGAGCAAGAAUCCCGCUUGUGUCAGCUGAAGACCUUUUCCAGUACGCAGGCCGGCACAUAUAAGGCGAGUGGAAGGCAAGGGAUUAAAGGAAUCGAUUCUACCGCACAAAUGCUUCCCAAAAAGGCUUACAUAUCCUCGGAGAUCAAGCACGUGGUGGAUGAGCGUACACCUAUGCCCAUGCCCAGUGUACCUCGGAUUCAAAAAUACCUUAACUCGGCCGUGGAACCGACUGUCCUACGUCACGAUGGCAAAAUGAAAAUGCCCGGAGAGGCCAACAGAGCCCCGUCAUCAUCGCAAAUCCCACGUCGCGCCAAUCACAGCCUGGCUGAUCUGUCGCUCGCAUCAGGUGACGUGUCUUUGUACACGAUUAGAGAUGCACAGAAGUUUUAAGGCCCUUAAAAAUAACACACUCGCUUAGUUAGUUUUAAUAUUGCAACGAUAAUAAAUGUAUUGUUUAACUAGUCCUAGUAAA